UGGCUCGAGCCGGCCCAGCCGAGGCAACAGGGCAAGCAUCUGGCCAGCGGCGCCCCGCAGAGGGAUGACCACCCGCUACAAGAAGAACCGCCACCUGCGCGGGGCGAUCUCGGCCGGGCGCGGGCGCAUCGGGAAGCACCGCAAGCACCCAGGCGGGUGCGGCAACGCGGGAGGCCAGCACCACCACCGCAUCAAUUUCGACAAGUACCACCCGGGCUACUUCGGCAAGGUCUGCGAGGGGAGGUCGGCGGCGCACCCCGGGGGGAGCCUCAACGACACGCCGCCGUUUCGGGAGUCCGUCGCCGUGCUGGUCCUUCCCCGUUGUCCAGAGGCCUGGUGCCUCUUCGGCCUCCUCGCGGUGGGCAUGCGCAACUUCCACCUGAUCAAGCACGGCAAGGUGUGCCCCCUCAUCAACGUGGACAAGCUCUGGUCUCUGGUCCCCGAAGGCACGCGGGAGCAGUUCGCGGCAAAGAAGGACAAGGCUCCCGUGAUCGACGUGAUGAAGGCGGGCUACAUGAAGGUUUGCGGCAAGGGCCAACUGCCAGAGCAGCCCUUGAUCGUGAAGGCGCGCUACUUCACGAAGGAGGCCGAGGUCAAGAUCAAGGAGGCAGGGGAGAUCAAGGAGGCAGGCGGCGUCUGCGUGCUGGUGGCUUGA
Molecule: messenger RNA, 655 nt
Organism: Prorocentrum cordatum
Lineage: Eukaryota; Dinophyceae; Prorocentrales; Prorocentraceae
Source: the annotation of a GenBank genome assembly